AUAUUACCGACUGAUAAUGAAUCAAAAUGCAAAAUCCAAUAUGAUCAAUUGCAUGCAAAAGCCAAAACCAAAUCCUCAGAUAUCACACUUAUGGAUUUUCUUAUACGUGAUUUGGCUUUACUUUGAGCAUCAUUCGUUAGUACGAAUUGGCGUUCGGCCUAUAGCACAUCUACCUCAUAAUAUAGCUGCAAUUAGUAAGUUCUCUUGAAGAUACCCUUAUAGUUAAUUUCCUCCGUAGAACAAUAUCUUAUCACUGUUAUCACAACUGGUGAUGUGAUUUGAUAGAUAAUAUAGCUUUAUCAAUAAUAUCAUGACGACUGUCGCUCGCGUUUUAGCCGCUUCAGGAAAGAUUUUGUGGUUGCCAUCGCGAUCUAUUGCCACAACUUCGGCCUUACACAUAAAGCCCAGCGCUUCUACCCAGUUUGCUCAAAGUGAUAUCAACCUACGAAACGUAAGAAUGGUCGAGGAACGUAAACAGCUCACCGCAGAUUUCUUCUUCCGUCAGCUUUUUGACGAGAAAUCCUGGACGUACACGUACCUGUUAGGCGAUAUCAACACCAAGGAAGCAGUGCUCAUCGAUCCAGUAUUGGAACAGGCACCUCGUGAUGCCAAACUAAUUCAGGAGCUUGGUUUUAAACUAACAUAUGCAUUAAACACACAUAUGCAUGCGGACCAUAUAACCGGAACCGGUUAUUUAAAACAACUGCUCCCCGGUACAAUAAGCGUAAUUUCAGAAUGCAGCGGAGCCAAGGCAGACAAAUAUCUUAAGGACAAUGAAAUUGUUAAGUUUGGCCGGUUUGAGUUGAAAGCCUUAUGUACGCCAGGUCACACAAACGGAUGCAUGACCUUCGUCGUACAUAAUCAGGGCGUAGCUUUCACUGGGGACGCUCUGCUUAUUCGUGGCUGUGGACGAACAGAUUUUCAGGAGGGUGAUUCUAGAACCCUGUACCGUUCUGUGCAUGAGAAAAUUUUUACUCUACCGGAUAACUACCGUCUGUUUCCGGCUCAUGAUUACAAGGGUAACAUGGAAACCAGUGUUGCCGAAGAAAAGCAAUACAAUCCUCGCUUGACUAAAGAUAUCGAAGCAUUCGUAGAGAUCAUGGCUAAUCUAAAUUUACCGUAUCCUUCGAAAAUUGAUGUUGCCGUCCCUGCCAACCGAGAAUGCGGUUUGUACGAUAUCCCUAAGUAGUGAUAUGGCAAAAUGAUGCUGGUGAAUACUGGUACAUAUACCUAAAAUGUUGGUUAUGAUUAAAAUAAAUAUUUUAUUAUUAAUAUA
Molecule: messenger RNA, 1276 nt
Organism: Wyeomyia smithii (pitcher-plant mosquito)
Lineage: Eukaryota; Metazoa; Arthropoda; Insecta; Diptera; Culicidae
Product: persulfide dioxygenase ETHE1, mitochondrial
Exons: 7
Coding region: 311-1189 (292 amino acids)
Biological process (GO): hydrogen sulfide metabolic process; glutathione metabolic process
Molecular function (GO): sulfur dioxygenase activity
Source: RefSeq, a predicted model, not a curated record